Molecule: messenger RNA, 1009 nt
Organism: Cetraspora pellucida
Lineage: Eukaryota; Fungi; Glomeromycota; Glomeromycetes; Diversisporales; Gigasporaceae
Source: the annotation of a GenBank genome assembly
AUGUGGAGAGCAAUAAACCUCCAAGAUCAAGAAAAGAAUAAACAAUUCUGGGCAGAGGAUGCAUCUCAAUGGUAUCGAAAACUUUAUAAUCACUUGGUUAUUCUCGCGGGACAAGAUGAGUUUAAAACGUUAUAUUAUUAUUGUAGAAGCCUUAUGGUUGAUACACCCUAUAUGGCCGCUCGUGAGCCACUUAUUUGGUCAUUCGAAUCAAAUCAGCUUGUAUAUCAGAUUACAUGGAAUGAUUUUUACCAAGUUGGUCUUGAAUUUUUUGAUCAGAAUUUAGAAAUAUUUAUAGAUAAAUUAUUCAGAUUGAAAGAUAUUCAGAGUUAUAAUGAUACAAAUGGGACAAGGUUAACCACAUCAACUAAUAUGGAUUUUAAUCAAAUUCUAGAAUUAGAUCCAACCUUUGCUGAAGAAUCUAGGCUCACUUUUACUGAUACUUUGGUUCGAUUCCUCACAGAAAUUACCCAUAAAGUAUCUCCAUUUAUCAUAAAAGAAAUUAUAGAAUUUCCAUCAAAUAUUGAAGAUUCAAAUUCUAUAGAUCGUCUUCAUCCUCUUCCAUUAACUGAAGAUUGGGAAUUACAACCUUAUAUGUUUGAACAUGUACCUAAACCACAUAUAAAAUUUGUGGAUGAUGAUAUUAAACUUGUCAUAAAUAAUAUUAAUGAUGAUUUGAAUCUGAUUUCUGAUCAAGAUUCUAAAAGUCGCCAUAGAGCAAGGAUUAUGGAAUUGAGUUAUCUAUUAACUAAGAACAUCAUUGGUUUAGAUUUUAAUAUUGAAGAUAUCACUUUUACAUCUUCCUUAAAAUUAUUUGAUGAAACAUCUGACAAGGAAAAUGAUCAUCCUUCAAAUUUAUAUACUGAAGAUGAUGAAACUAGUCCGGUUACAACGAAAUCUACAGAUUUUUCCAAUAAUGAAUACAUUAGUGAUCACAAUGAGUCAGACGAUGAAUGGAUUAUGGAAUUGAAAUCUCGCAAACAAGAAUUAGAGAAUCUUUUAGCUGCAACUC